GUCACGUGACUCAUGUCGCUUCAUGUUCCAUGUUCGAAACCCGCUCUUGAGUCUCGACUUGGGAACUGUCUAACUUAACUCCUUCAUCUUGGACUACGCUUGCCUCAAUUGACCUAGAUCGAGUGCAAUACUCUGCUCACUACAGCAUAGAGGCAGCCAUCGUGGCCUUGGGUCACCAUGACUCGUGAGUAUCCCCGACUCCGCUUCCCUCAAGGCUGAAAGUGAUCCCCAUCGCCCAACUCUCUGAUGCUUCAUUCUGAUCGCGAUUUUCCUCGCUUCUCUUCCUCCACUUGCCGACUGCGAUGGGUAUCCACGGACGCCCUUUUGAAUCAUCUCGGUUGUUCCCAAAUUUUGUCUGCAUAUGUAGGCGGUAACCAACGCGACAGAGAUAGGGAAAAGGCGCAGAAGAAGGCGGCUGAUCAGAACAAAGGCAAGCAGAAGAUGAGUGCCUCGUCCUUGGCGCAGAAGCGUGAAGCGGACGCUGAAGCUGUCAGGAAGAAGAUGGAGGUGAGUAGCUUAUGGGAUAUACAUUAUUUGUCUCUCAGAUGCAAAAGUGUUUCUUAAUCAUGACCGGAUUGCUGACAUGCAAGCAUGGUAUGGUCGUUGCAUCAAGGCUAAAGCAGCGAAAGCGGCCGCGGAAGGAGGAGGCGGAGGGGGCAAGAGGUAGCGCUUUGCGCGACACGCUGUCGCUUUAUGCUGCUUCAUCACGCUGAAUCGUCUUCAUUCGCCGGUUCCAAGCGACUGAUACCCUUCAGAGCUAAAUUUUCGUCAUGUAACGACUCAAUGCAUUGCAUUUUCUGGAGCAAGGUUAUGAUCUAGUGAG
Tilletiaria anomala UBC 951 is the source of this 823-nucleotide messenger RNA. RefSeq lists its product as uncharacterized. NCBI's taxonomy places the organism in Eukaryota, Fungi, Basidiomycota, Exobasidiomycetes, Georgefischeriales, Tilletiariaceae. Bases 247 to 564 code for a protein of 105 amino acids. The record is from RefSeq and is a predicted model, not a curated record. The transcript has a single exon.